Messenger RNA from Penicillium concentricum, 1314 nucleotides. RefSeq names its product Major facilitator superfamily domain general substrate transporter. Gene Ontology annotation, molecular function: transmembrane transporter activity. Gene Ontology annotation, cellular component: membrane. The record is from RefSeq and is a predicted model, not a curated record. The transcript has 4 exons. Lineage: Eukaryota; Fungi; Ascomycota; Eurotiomycetes; Eurotiales; Aspergillaceae. Gene Ontology annotation, biological process: transmembrane transport. Bases 1 to 1314 code for a protein of 437 amino acids.
AUGGCAACUACCCGUGUUCAAAAAUCGCGCGAUGCGAGUCUCGCCCUGGAGGCUUUGCCUGCCCAGUCAGACACAGCUCCAGCUUCGGAUCCCGCUGAAGGAUUUCCGUUGUUGGAGAAAUGGAAUCAGCCUCGCGUCAAUAUUUAUCGGACCUUUGCGACAUUCUGGUCAUUCUUGGUCAUGGGAGCGAAUGAUGCAGCCUAUGGUCUGGAAUCAUACUACAAUCUAUCAUACACGAUUGUGUCUCUCGUUUUCUUGUCGCCUCUAGUGGGCUAUACGGUCGCCGCGUUUCUUAAUCACCGCAUCCACUAUACACUAGGUCAACGCGGUGUGGCCAUUAUCGGGCCAGCGUGCCAUCUCAUUGCCUAUGUGAUCAACUGCGUUCAUCCGCCGUAUCCAGUACUAGUGGUCGCAUUCAUCUUUGCAGGGUUGGGGAAUGGCCUAGAGGAUGCUGCAUGGAAUGCAUGGAUUGGUAACAUGGCCAACGCAAAUGAGGUGUUGGGAGUGUUGCAUGGCAUCUAUGGAGCCGGUGCAGUUAUGAGUCCUCUGGUCGCAACCUCCAUGAUUGCCAAGGGUGGUCUGCCGUGGUAUUACUUUUAUUAUGUCAUGAUCGGAUGUGCGGCCAUCGAAUUGGUGGUUUCGGGCACAUGCUUCUGGAAAUCAACGGCCGCCGAUUUCCGCGCAUCCAACGUACCAUCAGCGGAGAACAAAAAAGGUGGCUUGAGAGAUGCACUCUUCCAGCAACCGGCUGCCCGGGUAACCUGGCUCUGCGCUUUGUUCUUGUUGGGAUACGUUGGAGUAGAGGUCGCGCUGGGAGGGUGGAUUGUUACUUUUAUGAUCCGAGUCCGACAAGGGAGUGCUUUUGCUAGCGGGAUGACGGCCACUGGGUUCUGGUUGGGUAUCACGGUGGGACGGGUAAUUUUAGGAUUUGUGACCCCCCGCGUCGGCGAGAAAGUCGCAGUUUCGGUGUACAUUGUUUGCUCCAUGGGGUUUGCUUUGAUCCUAUGGCUUGUGCCCCAGUUCUAUGCAUCGGCCGUGGCAGUGUCUCUGCAAGGUUUCUUCCUGGGCCCCCUUUUCCCUGGGGCAGUUAUAAUGGUUACCAAGCUUCUUCCUCGGCACUUGCAUGUCACCUCCAUAGGGUUUGUCGCUGCCUUUGGGGGUAGUGGGGCCGCCAUUCUCCCUUUUGCGGUCGGCGUGCUUGCACAAGCCAAGGGGGUGAAAGUGCUGCAGCCAUUUAUCAUUGCUCUGUCCGGGGCCAUUCUCAUUACAUGGUUGGGAUUGCCGCGGGUGUCUAAGGUUAGACACAAUGAAUAA